Molecule: messenger RNA, 1804 nt
Organism: Rhizophagus irregularis DAOM 181602=DAOM 197198
Lineage: Eukaryota; Fungi; Glomeromycota; Glomeromycetes; Glomerales; Glomeraceae
Source: RefSeq, a predicted model, not a curated record
UUAAAAAAAAAAAAAUUUAUAUGUAAUAAAAGGCUAAUCAAAUAUAACUUUAAAAAAAAAAUUUUUUCUAUUUAAUCAUCAUCAUUUAAUCAUCAUCAUCUUAAUUAAAAAAAAAAAAUUUAUAUAUAUAGAGAGAUGUCCUCAUUUUUACCCCUAGAAAUUUUUGAAGAAAUUUUUGAAAAUUUACACGACGACAAAAUAACAUUACAUUCAUGUAUUCUUGUUAAUCGUUCAUGGUGUAUUACAGCAAUACCUAUAUUAUGGAGACGACCUUUUUUAUUAUUAAAUAAACCUUCCGUGAAACUUAUUCAUACUUAUAUAGCUAACGUCUUUGAUCAACUGGAAAGUGAAGUGAGAUUAACUAAAUAUAUCAAGAAUUUAUCUCGACCAUUCUUUAAAUAUUCAAUAUAUUUGAAAGAUUUAAGAACUAAAUUUUUAACAAUAAGUAUUAAAGAUUGGGUUAACGGGAUGGAAAAUCAAUUUGAAAGCGAAUUAGAAGGAUUAUUCUUUGAUUUUAAUAAAGUUGAAUUGGUUUGUCAUUUAUAUUCAUUACUUAUUAAAAAUUUUACAUCAGUACAAAAUAUUAUUCAUUGUUCUUUAGAAAAUUUUCAAAGUUUACGUGGACAACACAUAGAAUAUUCACCUAAAUAUCCGAAAUUUUUACGAUCUUUACAAAUUGAAAUUAAAUAUGAUAAUCAUAUUUUAUCAUAUUUAACACGAAUAAAUUGUGUCACUUUAGAAGAGAUAUGGAUAGGUCCUUUAAUUUCUGGUGUACAACUUGAUUCUUUAUCACAUUUGAUAAAACUUCAAAAUUCUUUAAAAGAUUUUCGAUUAUACGGACCAAGAUGUGAAUGGCUUGGAGUUCCAAUAGAGAUCAUAUCAGCUUUAUCCACUCAAUAUAAGACCCUUCAUACCAUUAGAUUUUCUGAAUGUAAUUUUUCUUUUUAUAACCUCUUUGAUUAUUUGGGAAUUUGUCAAAAUUUAAAAAAUUUAGAAUUUCAUAAUUGUGAUUUUCCUGAAGAUCAAGCAACUUCUUGGUGUAAUGUAACUUUUCCAAACUUGGAAAUUCUAUCAUUUGUUGGAGUGGUAUAUUUAGAUGUAGAAAAGGUAACAACGAUCGUAAAGAAUAGUCAAAAGAAUUUAUCAAAAGUUUUCUUACCAUGUAUGACACCACAAGAAGAUUUAACAAUGUUUACGGAAAUAUUGGUGAAUUGUAAGAAUGUUACAUGUUUCGCAUUUUGGGCUAACAUAGAUGCAGAAUUGGACGCGGCUUUUCGUGCUUUAGAAUCUUUUAAUAGAUUAGAAUGUUUAUCAAUUGACAGUGAAGAUGGAUUAAUUCUUAAUUCUAAUCAACUUUCACAACUUGGAAAGAUUUUGACUCCUACUUUACGACAUCUUGAAAUUUGUGUUGAUACUUCAGCUGAAUCUUUUGAACAAUUCUUAUUAAAUUUAACAGCUAAUCUUGAAUCUUUAACAUUAUCAUGGUGUCCUAAUAUAAGUGAUGAUCACAUUAAAGUUAUUAUAGGAUAUGCUCAGAGAAAUUCACAAUUAAAGUAUGUGGCUUUGGAUAAUGAUAGAAGUACGAAUUUAAGUGAUGUAGUUAUUAAUGAAGCAUUACAAGUUAUUCCUUAUUUUCGUAUAGAAAGUAUUGAUUCUUGUGAAGUCAUUAGAGCAUGGUUUGAUGAUUCUAUAUAUAUGUUAAACAACUAUAAUGAACAAUAUUUAAAUGAUAUAAUUGAUCUGGAAAAUUGUGGAAGAAUUUUAUGAGAUCUCUUUUUUUAUGUAAGUUUUUUUUUUCUUUUUU